Molecule: messenger RNA, 1680 nt
Organism: Ascoidea rubescens DSM 1968
Lineage: Eukaryota; Fungi; Ascomycota; Saccharomycetes; Ascoideales; Ascoideaceae
Exons: 1
Coding region: 401-1255 (284 amino acids)
Source: RefSeq, a predicted model, not a curated record
ACACCUUAUACCAUGAUAUUCAGAUGGAUUAAACUUGACCAGUUAUAUUUCAAUUACUUCCUCGUUUCCCUUUCAUUAGCAUCGAUUUGAUAAAAACAUGCUGACGGAACUCCAUUUGAUAUUGUAAAAUUGCUCAAUUCACUUAAAAUAUCCCAAAAUUUCAAGUGAUUUCACCACAAUAUUUGCAAUAUUAUCAUUUGAGCAAAGAAUGAUUUAAUAUAAUUUUUUCUUUUGAUAUAAAUAUCGCAACUUCUCUAAAUAUUUCAUUAUGAGAGAUACUUUUUGUGAUUCUUAUAGUCAAUUGUUAUUUAAUCGUUCAAUUAUUUUACAAUUUAUUUUUUUCCUUGAUUCAGUUAUCUAAAAAAGUUUAUUUACAUUUUUAUUACAAUUACAGUUAGCAAUGAGUGGUUGGGGUAGUAACAAUCGUGGUGAAGAAGAUUCUUACGGAUCAUCUUCAUACGGAAAAAACAACGCAAAUGAAGAUGAAAACUCAUAUGGUUCUUCCAGUUAUCAAAAACAGAAUAAGAGUUCAUAUGGUUCUUCAUCUUAUGGUAACAAUGAUAAUGAUAAUGAUAAUGACAAUAAUGACAAUGAUAACUCCUAUGGUAAAAAGGAUGGUUCAUACGGAUCAUCAUCCUAUGGAAAAAAGAAUGAUGAUAAUAAUAACAACUCUUACGGUUCUUCCUCAUACAAUACAAAUACUAGCAAUGAUAACAAUAACGAUAACUCAUAUGGAUCCUCUUAUUCAAAGAAGAACGAUGACAACUCUUAUGGCUCCUCUUAUGGAAAAACAAGUAAUAAUGAUGACGACAAUUCUUAUGGUAAGAAAAAUAGUUCUUACGGUUCUUCAUCUUAUAAUAAUGAUAAUGACAAUGAGAAUGAAAAUAAAACUUCUUAUGGUUCUUCAUACAACAAAAAGAAGAAUGACAAUGAGGACUCAUAUGGUUCUUCAUAUGAAAAGAAAAACAAUUCCUCUUACGGAUCAUCCUCUUAUAAUAAUGAUAAUGAAGAUACCAAUAAUAACUCAUAUGGUUCUUCAUCUUAUGGUAAAAAAAAUGACAAUGAUUCAUAUGGUUCUUCAUCUUUCGGUGGUAGAAAAACUGAUUCUAACAAGAAUAGUUACGAUUAUAAUGAAAAUAUAAACGAUAAUGACAAUGAUAAUUCUUAUGGCUCAUCAUACAAGAAAAACAAUAGCAAUGAAUAUGGAAACAAUAAUAAUAAUGAAGAAGGUUCAUAUGGUAACAGAAGAUACUAAGAUUUUAUAUUUAUUUUAGAUAGUUUAUGAUUUAUAUUUGAUUUUUUUUACGAUAGUAUUUGUUUAUUUUUUUUAUUUUAUUUUAUUUAUAUUAAUUUAACAACUUCUUUUUUUCAUAUCUUUUUUUCAUAUAUACAUGAUUAUUGUAGAGUAAAAGAUUUAAAAAUAUAAUGUAGAAUCAAAAAAAGAAAAAGAAAAAGAAAAUCAAUAGCUGUUGAUUCUCAUUAAAUAAUUGAUUGUUUUUUUUGUUUUUUUUUUAAAUAGUUAGUUGUUGUGUUUCAUUGGUUAUAGUAUCUGGUUUAACUGCAUCAAUGGCAUCAAAGACUGUUUGAAGUUUCCUUAUCAUUUUUAAAAGUUCAUAGGUAACACUUGAAUCAGAGGGAUUCCAAAAUAUGGAUUGGUUUUUUGGUUGAUGAAAGAUUCUU